Cicer arietinum (chickpea) is the source of this 597-nucleotide messenger RNA. The record is from RefSeq and is a predicted model, not a curated record. NCBI's taxonomy places the organism in Eukaryota, Viridiplantae, Streptophyta, Magnoliopsida, Fabales, Fabaceae.
UUCACUCACAAAACAAUCCAACAAACAUUAACAUUAGCAAUGUCACCUUCACAUAAAAUGAUUGUGGUGAUGUUUGUUUUGGUCAUGAUGACGUCAUGUGCCCCUACCACAGCCAGCACCAUUGAACAUUGCCUAAGGCUAAAACUAAAUCCACCACCACCUCCAUCAGCACAUGGGGCACAAAGUUAUCAUAUGGCAUUUAAUUUGAGUCGCAUUGUUUGUAGGGACAUUUUUCGUGCCAUAGGAUAUUCUAUGCGGUCAACGGGGAAAUUACCUUUGAAUUACUUUGGUGCACUUUGUAACAUCUUUGGUGAUAAUGAGGACAAGGUUGAGCAUUACAUUAAGGGUAGAUUUAAUCCUCGUUAUUUUGAUAAACUAAUUGAUGGUCGAUCUUGUGCUACCAUUAGAAAGAAGCAACACCCUAUGCCCCCUUCAUCUUUGUCUAGACUGUUUUAGAUUGACUUAUAAUUUUAUUUAUACCAUUAGUGAUUCGAUGUGUAUGAAUAAAUGGAUCUAUAUAUGUUAUUAGUCACUGUUUAUUUUAUUUAUCAUUCAUUUAGAUUAAUUCUUUUAAAUUCGAAUUGUUAUUGAACUGAA